GAAGAAAUUCCUUCGGGUUGAUUUUUUCCUAGGUGUUCACGUGAACAGAUGAUGCCCGUGCGUUUCAUUGGUGGGACUUUGCCCUUUCUAUUGUCUAGACGUGUGUGACGUCACACGUCAUGGAUGUAAGUGGACUUUGCCUCGGCCCACGAAAUAUGGCGCUAAUUUGAAGUAUAUAAACCACGCCGCCUCAAAUACGGCUUCCAUGCACAGAAAACGAGAGCCCGUGGAUUGCUUAUCAAUAGAAAAUGGCGACUGGUCCCUAUAUUCUUCAAAAAUCGACGCAGUUGUGCUUCGCAGUGCGUUCAAAUGUCAACUUUGACCAGAUUAAUCCCAGUUUGCUUGGCUCCAAGUUGGGGGUAAAAUUCUCUUUCCCUGAUGGAGCGGACACCUUGCCUCCACUGAUCAAUUUAAAAACCUUGUCAAUAGCUGUUAAAGUAUUCUGUGAAAAGCUCCGGAUUGAAAAGAAUUCGUUUUUGGUAACAAAGCAGAAUACAAAACAGCAGAGACGGCGACUACAUCGUCAUUACGGACUCAAAACUCGACCACGUGAAAACCAAGACGGCUUGGAUGUCUCAGAGCAAGAAUUGAAAAGAAGUUCGUCUGAGGUUGUGUUAUUGGGAGCUGGAGGAUUUUUCUGGUCUAAAGAACGAAUAACCGACGAGGAUCUCGUAAAAUGUACAGAAAGGCUUCAUGAAGUGGAUGAACACACAUCAAUAGCAAAUGAGCAGAGAUGUAAACCCUGGGAGAAGCUGACCGAGGAGGAGCAACUGUCUGUUUAUAGACGGCAUAUGGAUAAUGGCAUUUAUGAAUAUAAAGUAUUUGGAUCCUUUCUUGACAUCAAUGCAAGGUCAUUCUUCUUCACCCAGAUUGACACAAACUAUCGUAAGCAGUGGGACCAAUAUGCAAUAAAGCUUGAUGUUAUCGACAAAGACCCAGCUGGAGACUGUGAGGUUCUUCAUUGGAUUAUGAAAUACCCAUAUCCACUCACAAGUAGAGACUAUGUGUUUGUCAGAAAAUCAAAGAUUGACAUGCAGUCAAACAAGAUGGUCCUCAUGUCCAAAGCUACAAGCCACCCUAAGUGCCCAGAGAAUAAUACCCAUGUCAGAGUUACAGAUUAUGGCUCACAGAUGGUUAUACUACCACACAGAACCUUUGAUGAGAAUGGGAUGGAUUUUGUACUUUCUUACUAUGACAACCCAAAAGUGACAAUACCAAACGUCUGCACAAGCUAUGCCACCAGUGCAGGAAUACCAAACUUCAUCAACAAGCUCCAUUUGGCUGCAAAGAAGGUCCAGCACAAAGAACUGAUGGAUGCAUUUCCUGAGCUCUCACAUACAACUGGGAGAAAACAUCUUGAGAGAACGCUUAAACAACCUUGAAUUAAGAGAAUUUAAUAAAGGGAUGGAAAAGAAUUUUUCUACUCAGCUUGUUUAUAUUUUCCAAUUGAAUGACUAGGGAGUGGAGAGGUGGGCAAAGCAGGAUUGCUAGAGUGAGGAGCCCAUUUUGCCUAAUGGACACCUAUCCUAGAUUUUUUUGGGAAAGAGGUGAGAAACCUUUCAGAUUUUAUGAAUCUACUGAAAGGUUAAUUUAUGGUAGCUAUAAAAGUAAAUUAAUGAUUAUAUUUUUAGAUAAUAUUCAAUCACUUGAGAUUGAAACUUGUGUUGUCAAAUAAAGAUAUGCAAAAAAAUGUA
This is a messenger RNA of Nematostella vectensis (starlet sea anemone), 1694 nucleotides long. RefSeq names its product stAR-related lipid transfer protein 7, mitochondrial. The record is from RefSeq and is a predicted model, not a curated record. Gene Ontology annotation, molecular function: lipid binding. NCBI's taxonomy places the organism in Eukaryota, Metazoa, Cnidaria, Anthozoa, Actiniaria, Edwardsiidae. The transcript is spliced from 8 exons. Bases 249 to 1382 code for a protein of 377 amino acids.